Messenger RNA from Penicillium malachiteum, 3714 nucleotides. RefSeq names its product ABC transporter B family protein. NCBI's taxonomy places the organism in Eukaryota, Fungi, Ascomycota, Eurotiomycetes, Eurotiales, Aspergillaceae. The record is from RefSeq and is a predicted model, not a curated record. Gene Ontology annotation, biological process: transmembrane transport. Gene Ontology annotation, cellular component: membrane. The transcript has 11 exons. Gene Ontology annotation, molecular function: ATP hydrolysis activity; ATP binding; ABC-type transporter activity. Bases 1 to 3714 code for a protein of 1237 amino acids.
AUGGAACAGUCUGGUUUACCCGCCGACUCCUCUCCGAUAACACCUGAGCAACAACCAGACACGAUCAAGAUGGAAGAUAUCCGGCAGGAGAGCGAAGAGAAAGAUGAGAAAAAGAACUCUGGAUCCCUCAAAGAUUAUUUUAGGAUUCUCUCAUAUACCACCACAAAGGACCGUAUGGUUCUCGCGGUUGCUGUUGCAUCUUCCAUAGCUUCUGGUGCGCCUCUGCCAAUCAUGAACAUCGUAUUCGGUGGACUGGUAGGAAAAUUUACGACAUAUUUCACUGCCGGGACAUCGACCACUGAAGCCGAAUUCAAAGCAGCUGUGAGUCGGCAGAGUCUUUACAUAGUUUACCUUUUCAUCGCAAAAUUCGUCUUGACAUACUUCUCUAUGUACUGUUUCCGGGUUAUUAGUCUGCGAGUCUCGGCAUCUCUGCGAUUGGCGUACAUGACUUCGCUAUUUUCUCAACCCAUCAGCAAACUGGAUCAAGUCUCAGUUGGCACAGUUGUCAAUGCAAUCACCAGUCUCUCUAAUUCGAUCCAGCAGAGCAUCUCUGACAAGCUAGCCGUUCUCUUCCAGUCUAUUUCUCUUUUGAUCGCCGCAUAUGUGAUUGCCUUCACAUAUUCCUGGGCCCUCACACUGGCCAUUAGCUCAUGUAUUCUGUUCAUUCUCAUCGUCUGCAGUGUGACGUUGCCGGCGAUUACCAAGAUCCAAGCGAAGGUGGAUAAGGCAGAUGAGAUGCACUCGGGAGUUGCAGCUGAAGUUUUUACUUCAAUCCGGACUGUUAUUUCUCUCGGAGCUGAGACCUCUCUCGCCAAGAAGUACGGAGAAUGGGUUGAAGAAUCUCGGAAAAGAGGCCGUAGCCUGGCCAUCGUAUUGGGCAUUCAGUUCAGUCUUAUUUUCUUUGCCAUGUACAUCAGCUACUCAUUGGCAUUCUGGCUAGGCUUGAAGCUUUACCGAGAGGGUCACAUUGCAGACAUCAACACGGUCAUUAUCGUGUUUUUCUCAAUUAUGGUUGCAGUGACAGUUCUCGGAAAUAUUGCAACACCUUUGGUGAUGGUAUUCAAAGCGGCUGGGGCAUCGGUCUCGUUUUUCGAAAUAAUUGAUUCACCCAGACUUGUCGCAAGUGGAGUUCAUGACCAAGAAGCCUUAGAACAAGGUGAUAUUACCUUUCAGUGGGUGGAUUUUACAUAUCCAUCGCGACCAGAGAGCAAAAUUCUCCACAAAAUGGAGGUUCGGUUCGAAAGGGGCAAGACUACUGCGUUGGUGGGUCCUUCGGGAUCUGGGAAAAGUACGAUAGUGGCUCUGCUAGAAAGAUGGUACGCCCCUGAAGAAGGAGGUAUCUUUUUGGGCGAACGAAACAUCGAAGAAUUGGACCUCAAAUGGUGGAGAUCCCAGAUCGGUCUUGUGCAGCAAGAGCCGUUCCUUUUCAAUGACACCAUUUUCAAAAACGUCUCGUAUGGUCUUGUUGGUACCAAGUGGGAGCACGAGCCCGAUUCAGUCAAAGCUGAGCUGGUGGAGAAUGCAUGCAAGGAAGCAUUCGCGGACGAAUUUAUUGAUCGGCUUCCUGAUGGCUACGCGACCAUUGUCGGAGAGAAUGGCACCAAGUUGAGUGGUGGCCAGAAACAGCGUUUAGCCAUAGCGCGGAGCAUUGUGAAAGAGCCGACUAUUUUGAUUCUGGAUGAGGCUACCAGCGCAAUUGAUGUCCGUGGAGAGAAGAUCGUUCAAGCAGCCCUCGAUCGAGUUUCCAAAAAUCGCACCACGAUCGUAAUCGCGCAUAGACUGUCUACCGUUCGACGGGCCGAUCGUAUCAUUGUGUUGAGGGGAGGUGUUAACUUUGAAACUGGAAUGCACGAGGAACUUCUUGAUAUGGAAAAUGGACUGUAUCGUAGUCUUGUCCAUGCGCAGAAACUGGAUAUUGCGGCAGACGAAGAACAUGACCUCGAGGAGGUAGAAGCGGCCUUAGAGAAAGGCCCUGAUUCUUUCACAGCUGAUAAUCCUUGCGAACCUGAAAGCGAGAAAACCGGCAAGGUCAAAAACCGUGGCUUCUUUACAAGUACUUGGGUCUUUCUUUACGAGAUACGCUCUCAUUGGGUACUUUGCCUACUCACUUUACUGGGAGUACUUGGUGCCGGAGCUGCUUUUCCACUACAGAGCUGGCUUUUUGCCAACCUAAUUGAUGCAUUCCGUCUUACGGGAAAGGAACUCAGCCAUGCUGCCAAUUUUUGGGCCUUGUGGUUCUUCAUUCUGGCACUUGGCAUUGCCGCCUGUUAUGGCAUGAUUGGAUACGCGGCCCUCACAUUGUCUAAUGAAAUUGCUGCCUUGUGCCGAAGAGAAUAUUUCGAAAACAUUCUCCGCCAGUCUGUUCCAUUCUAUGAUUUGAAAGACAACGCAUCCGGCUCCCUGGUUUCGCGUCUCGCCACAGAUCCCAAGCAGAUUCAAGAGCUACUUGGUCUGAAUGGCGUCUUCCCGGUCAUCUCACUCUGCAGCAUGUUCGAAGCCAUGAAUGCGAAGGUAUAUUCAGGUAGUUCUCAAUUUGCAGCAGAAGCUAUCGAAGCGUUCCGUACGGUUUCUGCGUUAACCAUGGAAAACCAGAUUCUGGAUCGAUAUUCAGAGCUUUUAAUGGAGCAGCAGCGCAAUGCUUUCCGAAAAGCUCUACCAGCAACCUUCAUUUUUGCUUUCUCCGACAGCGUGGAGUUUUGCGCCAUGGCGCUGACAUUUUGGUAUGGUGGUCAACUUCUUGCGUCUAGAGAGUAUCAGCCCACCGCAUUCUUCGUUGUGUAUAUGUCAAUCAUCAUUGGUGGGCAGCAAGCAGGGCAAUUCCUGAGCUUCGGACCCAAUAUUGCUCAGGCUACUGCUUCUGCAAACCGCAUCCUGAACUUCCGACCCACUUCUACCGAAACUCCAGCUUCUGCCGGAACAGUUGCGGUGAAAGAAUCUGGAUAUACUGGUGCUGAGAUCCAUUUUAAAAAUGUCGCAUUCAAGUAUGCCUCCCAAAACGUUCCCCUUUUCACUGGCCUCAAUGUCACCAUUGGAAGUGGCCAGUUUGUUGCGUUUGUGGGAGCUUCGGGAUGCGGCAAAACAAGCAUGAUAUCGUUACUUGAGCGGUUCUAUAAUCCGUUCCGAGGCACCAUUACAAUUAACGGUCAAGAUAUUGCCAGCCUCGACCCGGCUUUAUACCGGCGAUCUUUAUCACUGGUAGCUCAAGAGCCCCGGCUGUUUGAAGGCACGAUUCGCGAUAAUAUCACCAUCGGACUUGAAGAUUCCGAAUAUAGCGAAGAACAACUGAUAAAAGCAUGCUCGGACGCGGAGAUUCAUGAAUUUGUGAUGUCUCUUCCAGAGGGAUACUCCACACAUCUGGGAAUCAAAGCCCAAGCUGCUCUCAGUGGUGGACAGCGACAACGCAUUUGCAUUGCCCGUGCACUUUUGCGAAGACCCUCUCUUCUCCUUUUAGAUGAGGCGACGUCCAGUCUUGACUCAAACUCUGAGAAGCUAGUCCAAGCUGCUCUUGAACGACUAGCCGAGAGAAGGAGUAUGACGAUCGUUGCAGUCGCACACAGACUAGCGACUAUCCAGAAGGCGGAUGUGAUAUUUGUUUUCGGGGAGAGUGAGAGUGGAAAGGGCUCGCGUCUUGUGGAGAAAGGAACCCACCAGGAGUUACUCCGCAAUAGAGAGACAUACUGGCAAAUGUGUCAGGCAAAUGGGCUGGAUAGAUAA